Messenger RNA from Chenopodium quinoa (quinoa), 384 nucleotides. RefSeq lists its product as uncharacterized. NCBI's taxonomy places the organism in Eukaryota, Viridiplantae, Streptophyta, Magnoliopsida, Caryophyllales, Amaranthaceae. The record is from RefSeq and is a predicted model, not a curated record. The transcript has a single exon. The coding region runs from base 1 to 384 and encodes 127 amino acids.
AUGAGAUUUGGUAAGAAGGGGAAGCUGAGCCCAAAGUACAUUGGGCCAUAUGAGAUUCUCCAGAAAGUUAGGAAAGUGGCAUAUAAGUUGGUCUUACCCAACGAAUUAGAAAGGGUGCACAAUGUUUUUCAUGUAAGCCAGAUUCGCAGGUAUGUUCCUGAUGUUGCACAUGUGCUAAAACCAGAGACAAUUGAGCUAGAUGAAAGCUUGACCUAUGAAGAAAGACCGGUGAGAAUUUUAGAUAGUAAAGUUAGAUGCACCAGAAACAAGGAUGUGAAGAUAAUCAAGGUUUUAUGUUCGAACCAUAAGGUUGAGGAAGCAACUUGGGAGGCUGAGGCAGAAAUGCGUAAAAAGUACCCUAACCAUUUCAUGGUGAGUGGUUAA